UAAAUAUUCAAUAUAUCAUCACAAGCAAGAAAGAUAUAUCAACAUGGGAAGCAAUCUUCAAGCUGCUAAUCGUCUCAGUAAGGGAAAUUUUCCAAGCUAUCAUGAACAACUGGGAAGUAAUGGUGCCAUUGAUGUGACCAAAAUAGAGCAUGAAGCCGUAAAUGGCCAUACCGGUGAAGUAUUCGAUAUCAUGAAAUGGAACGCAUCUUACACUAUCGACAAUUCAAAAUGUAUACUCGAUCUACGAACAGUUUCAAACAAAGAUGGUAAAAUGAAUAGUGUAUCCUUCCAAGUCGGUGACGAAAUGUAUUCAGAUGGAAACAUUUGGUUUGCAGUAGAGAGAGACAAAACUUUACUUAACUCGGCCACACCUCCGAUCAAGUUAAACGGAGCCUUCAAAAAUUGUAAGCAAAAGAAUAACAAGACUACUAACACUGCAGGUUUUGUUAAUGAAACAUGUGUUUAUCUUUAUGGAAGUGGAAGCAAGAAUGGUUUUCUUGUGUUGGAAGAAAUGAGAAAGAGCGGAAAUAAUGAAAAGCCUCGUAAGGUAACUGUGGCACACUAUUAUGCGGUUAGUAAUACUAGUAGGAAUGUUUUUAGUCAAAAUAAAAUCGAUAUCGGUCUUUCUGUGAUUGUAAGGAUUCAGCUAUCUAGUGAAGCUGGUUUGGAUAUUAGAGUGCAUGGACCUGUUCAACACCCUGCUAGAGCAUUGAAUUCCAUGUUUUAUGAUGUGAUGAAAACCGGGAUAUGGAAGCUCACAAAAUGCUCUCAUUGUGCUAAUAUGGUAAGCAACCAUGGCGAUUCAGAGAGUGAAGAUUACGAUGAUGACGCUCUGUCAUUACAUGUUUAUGGUGGUAAAAAAUAUUCCACAAGCAUUAUAGACAAUGGUGGUGUGGUUAAUGGAAACAAUAAUGGUAAUAUGCAUGUGGAGAAUUUUUAUUAUAUCAGGAAAAAGUAUUAGGUUUGUGACCAAAUAAGAUGUUGUAUUUAGGGUUUGUAUUUGUAACAUAUCAUUCCUGCACUCCUUUGAUUAUUAUAUGUUUAUGAAAAGAUUUUAUAAAAAGAUUUUAUAAGCAGUAUUUAUAGGAUAUGAUUCCCUUAUAUAUUUAAAUAAUUCAACCUUGCUUAUGAAUAACGCUUCUAUAUAUCUAUAUAUUUGCUAUAUAUAUGGCCUCAGGAACAUCAUACAAUAGCAAAAAAAAAAAAAUGAAGGCACUUGUUAGCUAAAGUUUCCAGUUCUUUUAUUAUCAUCCUUACUGACCUUGCUAUAUAGUAAUUAAGAUAUUCGAAUGGGAAAUAGCGCUCUCGGUGGAAGUUUAUGCAAUGGCAUGAAUUUUCCAUGCCAAUUAAAGUUAGGAAGGCAUGUGGCUAUUAAAGUAAUAAAGAAAAAAGAGAGUAAGUUAGAAGAUGAAGAUGAAGAAGAAGAUGAAGAUGAAGAUGAAGAUGAAGAAGAAGAUGUAGAUGACGAUGACGAUGAAGAUGAAGAUGGAGAUGACGAUGAAGAUGAAGAUGAGGAUGAAGACGUAGAUGAUGAGAAAAAGAUAGAAGAUGAAGAUAAAAAUGAGAUACCAAAUAACUUAACUAAGGUAACAUACACAGUAAGUGAUUGGUCAAAAUGUGAACUGGAGUAUAGGGAGAGUAAUAAUUGCAACAUUGCAUCAUUCAAUCUACGUGAUUAUAAUAAAAACUUAGAGAUCCAUAAUCACUUUACAAUUAGAAAAGUUGAACCUAAUUACCUUGAAACAUCUGACUUCGAGCCCAAGUUCAACUAUUCAAGGGGAGACUUUGAAGUUACGAGACUCAAAUCAACUUUUGACUGGAGCAAGUCCGGUAAUGAAUGGCGUGGUUUUACUGAAUCGAGUUUUCUCUUUUAUCACACUGAAGGAACAAAUAGAGGUCUCGUUGUCGUGGAGCGAAAGAAAAAGAGUAAAGAUGAAAAGCCCUUUAUGGUGACUGUGGCACACUACUAUUUUAUUCAUGAUUUUUAUGUAAAUCUGUUUAAGAUUGAUAUUGGCCUUUCGGUUAUAGUAAAGGUUGAAUCAAUAAAAAAUGAGGGUUUGUAUUCUACGUUGGAAGGUCCGACACAACAUCCCGCUUCAGCAUUAAUUUAUAUGAUGGAAGAAGUAAGAAGAACUGGAAUUUGGAAGCCUUCAACUUGUCCUCAUUGUGCCACUCUUGAAGAGCAGCAAUCUUCAAGAGCAAAAGGGUCAUUUAGUCGAAAGGCUAUUAAUAACGACGGAACUUUUAACGGUAAUGGUAGCGGCAAUAUGAUCCAGGGAGACUUUAACCAAUUUACUAUAUAUAGAAAGUAAUAAAAUGAAAUAAUUAACUGUUAAGGUUAUCUCUAACAAAUGCCCACU
Molecule: messenger RNA, 2360 nt
Organism: Vicia villosa (hairy vetch)
Lineage: Eukaryota; Viridiplantae; Streptophyta; Magnoliopsida; Fabales; Fabaceae
Exons: 2
Coding region: 1290-2312 (340 amino acids)
Source: RefSeq, a predicted model, not a curated record